CCGUGUUCGCUCGUUGUCGGCGGUUCGUGCUGCCAUCUCCCGGCCGCAGGACCAGAACCAAGCCAUGGAGUCGCUCAAGAGGUGCGCGCUGCUGCUGGCCACGGUGGCCGUGGUGCGGUGCGGGCCGCAGUCCGGCCCGAACAACCAGUACCUGCCGCCCGACCAGCAGGGCUACACCUACGACCGCCCCAGCGUGCCGUUCCCGCCGCCGCCGCAGCCUCCCAGCCCGCCGCAGCAGCAGCCCAGCUACCCUUCGCCGCAGCCACCCAGCUACCCUUCUCCGCAGCCGCCGCCACCGCCUCCGCCGCCGCCGCCGCAGCAGCAGCCCAGCUACCCUUCACCGCAGCCGCCGCCACCGCAGCCGCCCACCGGCUACCCCUCCGGCCCUCCCCAGCCGCCCCCCAAGACCCCCGGCUACCCCUCCGAUGACGCGUCGCACCACCACGACCACGUGCACAUGCCGGGCAUGCCGUACGACUUCAACUACGCCGUGAAGGACGACUACCACGGCAACGACUUCUCGCGCAACGAGGUGAGCGACGGCGACGUGGUACAGGGCGAGUACCGCGUGCAGCUGCCCGACGGCCGCCUGCAGAUCGUCACCUACACCGCCGACUGGGCGACGGGCUUCCACGCCGACGUGCGGUACGAGGGCGAGGCCAUGUACCCGCCGCCGUCCGAGUACAAGAAGCCGUCCGUGUUCCCGCCGCAGCCGCAGCAGCCGCCGCAGCAGCAGGACCAGAGUGGCUACUCGUACCCGGCGCCGCCCGGUGGGGCGGUUCUGUGAGUCCCGACUCCUUCCUUCACACCACUCCUUCGACGGCACUCUCCUCCUCGGCUCACCACCUCCUGAUGUCAGCCUCCCUCCUGGCUUCAGGCCUUCUUUACAUCAGUUACCUCCUCGGUUCCCCAGAUAUUGGCAUCAGUCUCCUCCAGUUUUCCCCCAUCUCCUGACAUCAGUCCCUCUUGUCUUCAUCUCCACCUGACAUCCACCCCUUCCUGGCUUCAGGCCUUCUUUACAUCAGUCCCCUCCUCGGUUCUCCAGACAUUGACAUCAGUCUCCUCCAGGUUUCCCCCAUCUCCUGACAUCAGUCCCUCUUGUCUUCAUCUCCACCUGACAUCCACCCCUUCCUGGCUUCACGCCUUCUUUACAUCAGUUCCCUCCUCGGUUCUCCAGAUAUGGACAUCAGUCUCCUCCAGGUUUCCCCCAUCUCCUGACAUCAGUCCCUCUUGUCUUCAUCUCCACCUGACAUCCACCCCUUCCUGGCUUCACGCCUUCUUUACAUCAGUUCCCUCCUCGGUUCUCCCGAUAUUGACGUCACUCUCUUUCAGGGGUUUUAAUAGUAUCCUGACAUCAGACCUUUCUUGGGUUCGCCCUUCUUCGGUGUACCAGCUGCAGAAUCUUUGCACCUCAUGGGUCGCUACUGUCUCCUGACCUAACAUCAUACCGGCUGUAGCCCCUCUUGACUUUUCUAUGUCUUUAUUUCACAUUUCAUUCCUUCCCUUACUUUAAGUUCUGCUGGCUCCCAUUCUUUUUUUUUCAUCUCCGUAUCCUUACGUCACUAACUUCUGACUUUAAAAUCUCGUUAUUUUACGUCAUACGAGAAUCUUAUCCUCCUAGUUUCAGAACUUACUUCACCUCAGUCUCGCUUCACGAUAACCUGGCGUCACAGAUUCUCUUUUAAACUUCAUGCUGGUGCCACUCCAUUCUGACUCCAACGAAUAUUGAUUUAAACUUCUCAUAUAAUUUCCCCUUACAGGUUUCUUCUCCAACUUGAAUUUACUCCUCCUGGAUUCCAGCUUCCCUUUCUUCUACUAGCUCAUACUAUCUUCAUGAUCUGCUUUUAUCUACUCCUUUGUGUUCAAAUUCUUUUUGAGUUCGCCUCCUCCUGGCCUAACCACAUGAGUUGUUCUCAGUACUGUCAAGCCAUUCAGAGUUGCAGUAACAGCAGUUUGAAUACAGCACUGGCCAGGAUAUAGUUAGGACGGACAACCUCGCUUAUAUAAAUUAAGAGGUCACACAAGGAAUAUAAUUCCAUUGCGAUGAAAGUCCUGACAGUAUGUUUUCCUAAUUACCAUAGCCUUCCUCAUACAUUCUUGGAUCCUUGCCCUUUCACUAUUCAAGUCGACCCUGAUGCACACUACUACUGUUCACGUCCCGAUUCGUGUUUUAUAAUUGCUGUACCAUGACCAACUUCACACGACUUUAACAUUCGAACCGAGUUAAUUUUAACUUUUGCCAGUGUGACCUCACUCUUAAGAUUACGUCAGUGUUAAUAGCUUGUAAUCGGUGACACCUUGCAGCGAAAUCCUGAUCACGAAGCCAGCUGGGAAAAUAGUGAGACUUUACAAACGGUUAUAUCUUUAUGUACUUCCAGUUUUUUCUGUUGUUUUUUUUCUAAAACUUUGUUUUACUACAAAUUAUAUGUUCACCAUUCUAUUGAGUUUGUGAUGUGAGUGAAUUUAUUUGUACCCAUAUUUAUGCUGGGACAUGUAUAAAUGAGAUGUAAUUUUUUAUACAUAUUUAAUGUACAAAUUGUAUUAUGUAAAGAUACGUGAAAUGAACAAAAGUUAAGUUAUUAUAAACGUUUCAUGUGUGUUAUUUUAUGUAUGUAUAAUUCCUUAGAACUUUGUGUUAGCAUAUUACCAAUAAUUUACAUAAAAAGUUUGAUUAAAAAUUAAACUAGUCAAUGUUUGCUCUGAUUAAUAUUUCAAACUUUAUGAAAAAAUAAAUAAACUUAUAGGGAAUAUUUAAAAUUAUUUUUUAAAGCAGAAUAAUUUGCGUGUAUCAAGCAAUUGAAUAUCUCAGUAAAAUAUCAUACAAACUUCAACAAUUGAUGAAAUUAUUUUAUAACACAGUAAAUUAGUUUUAGUGAAAAAACCUUGUAAUUAAUAUUCAGUAAUUGAAAAGUACUGAUUUAAGAAUUUUGAAAAGUGUAUACUGAAUUAUACCAAAUAAAAAACUAUUAUGUAUAUUUUAAUAAAUGCAUUAAUACU
This is a messenger RNA of Bacillus rossius redtenbacheri, 2997 nucleotides long. Its product is annotated as nematocyst expressed protein 4-like. The record is from RefSeq and is a predicted model, not a curated record. The transcript is spliced from 3 exons. Gene Ontology annotation, cellular component: extracellular matrix. Bases 65 to 787 code for a protein of 240 amino acids. Lineage: Eukaryota; Metazoa; Arthropoda; Insecta; Phasmatodea; Bacillidae.